Plasmodium malariae is the source of this 3432-nucleotide messenger RNA. It is a transcript of the gene PWP2, whose product is annotated as periodic tryptophan protein 2, putative. The transcript has 2 exons. The record is from RefSeq and is a predicted model, not a curated record. Gene Ontology annotation, cellular component: small-subunit processome; Pwp2p-containing subcomplex of 90S preribosome. Gene Ontology annotation, biological process: maturation of SSU-rRNA from tricistronic rRNA transcript (SSU-rRNA, 5.8S rRNA, LSU-rRNA); ribosomal small subunit assembly. Gene Ontology annotation, molecular function: protein binding. Lineage: Eukaryota; Apicomplexa; Aconoidasida; Haemosporida; Plasmodiidae. The coding region runs from base 1 to 3432 and encodes 1143 amino acids.
AUGCUGAACUACAGUCUGAGCAACAUAUGCGGCUGCUUCUACACAGGGGGCAAAAUUACCUUUAGCGAGGACGGCAAUUCGUUAUUUGUACCAGUAAGUAAUAGAGUAAAUGUAUACGACUUAAAUAGUAAUAGUUGUAAUACUAUAGGAUCAGAAGGGAAAAAUGACUUGAGGCAUGUGAUAAUACACCCUCAUAUGGAGAUAGCAAUAACUAUUGAUAAAUUUGAAAAUGGAUGUAUUAUUAAUUUAUUAAAAGAUAAAGUGAUGUCAAGAAUAUUAUUUAAAUCUAAAACUGGUGUAGUAACUGCAUUUAAUUAUAACAGUAUUUUUACUCCUCAAGAAGAACAAGAUUCUGUUAAUUGUGCUUUGUUUACACAUGAUGGUAAUUAUUUUCUUGUUGGAAUAGGUAGAAGAGUUGUUAUUUGGAAAAGCCCUACUAAAGAUAAUAAUUAUAAACUAAUUAAACACAAUGAUAUAUGUUACCAUUCUUUAAAUAUUACUUCUAUUGAUAUUUCUGAAGAUGACCAAUUUUUUUUAUCAACUUCGUAUGACUUAACCAUAAGGAUACACACUGUACAAAGGAGAAAGAAUGUAAGACCCACUGUUUUGAGUGGAAACAAAACGACAAUUAUCGCUGCAUUUUUUUCGAAAAAUCGGGAUUAUAUUUUUAGCAUUAACAAGUCAGGAGUUAUUAUCGUGUGGUCUUAUGGGUUGGUUAGCGCUGAAGGGGGGGCGUCCCAGGAGGAGGAUGACGAGGGAGUAGUGAAGGAAGAUGAGAAAGUAGGGAUGGAAGAAGAUACAACGGAUGAGAAGGAGGCAGAUAAGAAGGUGGAAAUGAGGGUAGAUAAGACAGGCGAAAUGGGUGUAGAUAAGACAGGCGAAAUGGGUGUAGAUAGGACGGACGAGUUGGAGGAAGUCAGGACGGACGAGUUGGAGGAAGUUAGGACGGACGAGUUGGAGGAAGUUAGGACGGACGAGUUGGAGGAAGUUAGGACGGACGAGUUGAAAGUGAGUCGUGGGGGAUACCUGAGGAAAAGACGUGUGACUCAAGGGAAAGCGUUCGAAAAAAGGUGGAGCUACAAAAAAAUAUACUUUUGCAAUCAAGAGAAGAACGAAGAAGUAGUGAGGGCAUGUUUCAACAAAGAACACGAUUUGUUUGUGAUAGCUUAUUCGAACGGUAGGUUUGGCAUUUAUAACGCCCCUGAGAUGGUAUCUCUUUACAAUAUUAGUAUUAGCACAAAUACGAUUGAUGAUAUUGCAAUUAGUAAGGAUGGACAAUGGAUUGCAUUAGCUGAAUCAAAUAAUGGAAGUGUAAUAAUAUGGGAAUGGAAAAGUGAAAGUUAUGUAUUAAAACAAAGUACAACAAGUAAAUGCGUAAAAUGUGUGAAAUUUUCACCAAUAAUUAGUCAUUUAAAAAUAGGAAGUAACAUUGUUGAUAAUACAAAUGCAUAUCAUGAGUCAGAUAAUUUUACUAGUAAAUUUGUUAUAGUAACAGGGAAUGAAGAUGGUACUAUAAAAUUAUAUGACUAUUUAUCUUUUCUUAAUUUUGCUACAUUUACCGCUCAUACGAAUACUGUAACUGAUAUUUGUUUUUUGCCACAAGGAAAUGCCUUCAUUUCGUGUUCAUUAGAUGGUACAGUGCGGGCAUUCGACCUGUUGAGAUAUCGAAAUUUUAAAGUGUACACAGUGGAUUUUUUAUCAGACGAGAAUGAAGAUAAUAAUUAUAUACAAACUAAUGGUACCGAGUCAGAAAUGGAAGAAGGAAAAAAAAAAAAAAUAUAUAUGAACAGGUCAGGUAAAAAAAAUGUGGAAAAAAAAUAUAAUGUUCAAUUUUUGUGUGUAAAUGUUAAUAUAAGUGGAAACAUUGUAGCAGCAGGUGGAAGAGGUAAUGAAUAUAUUGUAUACAUAUGGAAUGUUCAGACGGCAAAAUGUAUAGAUAAAUUAUUUGGACACAAUUCACCUAUAAUUAAAAUUUGUUUUAGUACCAGUUUAAAAAAUGAGGGUGUUAUAGCUAGCUGUUCAUGGAGUAAAAAUGUGUUAAUAUGGGAUUUAUAUGCAAGAAGAAAUAAAGGAAGUAAAUUUGAAGAAAUUAUAAAUUCCCAUGAUAUUUCAUAUAUAUGUUUUGAUCCAAGAGGAAAUGAUAUAUUGGCAGUAUGUACAUUAAGUUGUAAAAUUAUUUUUUGGGAUAUAUUAGUUCAAGAAAUUGUUGGAACAAUAGAAGGUGCUCGAGAUAUAAAAAGGGGUAGACUUCUUGGUGAGGAAUUUUCAUCAAUUCCGAGAUUGAAUAAAAGGAGGAAAAAACAUCAUCAGUGUAGUGGUAAUAAUGAUGAUCAAGAGGAUGGUGAUAAUUACAUAUAUAUGGAUGACAUGAUAGAUCAAGGAAAUAACACUAUAGCAAGCCAAAAUUGUUAUUUUACAUGUAUAGAUUAUAUACACAAUGGAAAUUACAUAAUAGGGUGUGCAAACUGUAGUGUUUCCUUAUACAUUUAUGAUACAAAUUUAUUCUUGCUUAUUAAAAUAAUUGAUCUAACAAAAAAUUACUGUGUUGACGGUAUUAAAAGAGAAAUAUCAACAAGAUAUAUAACAACAGAAGGAAAACAUAUUUAUGAGUAUGAUUUGAGUGAUGAAGAGGGGGAUAUUUAUUUGGAUAAAUACAAAAUUGUGAAUAGGAAAAAAAAACAAAAUUUAUUGCCUGGUCAGGUAAAUGAAAAUUAUAUAAAUAAUAAAUUUAAAAAAUAUAAAUUUAGUUUAAACUAUUUGGAUAUAUCAGGAGAUGAUAGACAUAUUGCUGUUGCAUGUAGCAUGGGUUUAUAUGUUUUUACAAAAGAUUUUCAAUAUCAGUAUAUACCAAAUUUUAAAAACAUGUACAAAGGUUUGAUAAUUCCUCUUACUUAUGAGCCAAAAUAUUUAACACAGAAUGUAAAUUUGCAAAAUUUAAAAAAUUCGUUAAAAAAAAAUGAAUAUAUUAAGGCAUUUAUUCUAUGUUUAGCAUUAAAUAAUUAUGAAAACAUUUUAGAAGUAUACGAAAAGAUACCAUAUAAUAUAAUACCUCUGUGUGUAAAAAUUUUAACAAAGCCCUUUUUAUUUAUUUUAAUGAAUUUUAUCAAAACCUUGUUACUUAAUGACACUAUUAAACAUAUCCAUUUGCAUUUGUAUUAUCUUAAUUCUCUUUUUACAAUUCAUUUUAAUGCUUUUCUAAAUAGCGAUUUUUAUAACAAAACAAAAAAUAAUAAAAAUAUCAAUAAGAAUGAUGAAAACACGGCCUCAAGGAUGACAACCAGUUUGCACACUUCGGACGAGUUCAGGACUGCUCUCUUGUUAAUCCUCAAGCAGAUAUUCGUGGUUUACAAUGGGCUCCAGUACCUCUACAGCAACAAUAUCAACGUAUUGAAGUUUUUGUGCCUGGGGGGCGAGCCGGCGAGCCAGUUGUAG